UCAGUUGAAAGUGAAACUAAAAUAAAGUGUUUUUUUCAGGGGGAAAUCCACUCACUUCUGUCUCCUUCAGUCGUACACUGAUCACAUCAGCGAAUACAAGUCAACAUGACGGACUUUUCCACAAUUUAUAAACUGACUCUGGUCGCAGUUUCCUGCUUCGUACAAGUCUCCAGCAGCAGCAGCCGCUCCUCCUCCUCCUCCUGUCCUCCUCUGGAGUGCUGGUUUAUGAAGGAGAAGACAGGAGGAGGUUUCCGAGCCCAGCAGCAGAAGUCCCUGCUCCACAUCAGGACUGACGAGAACAGCCCCACUGAUGAUUCAGAGCCCACGGCGUCUGACGUCGGCGCUGACAGAGUUUUCUUCAUCACAGACCCCGCUGCCUCUCUCUGUCAUCACGCUCUCACCCCUGCCAAGGGUUCCCUGGAGAAGCCGCUGUGUGAGAUGAACCCCUUCCAGCAGCAGCCCUCCCACCUCAAAUGGGUGGCCCCCCUCACAGGGUCCGGGCUCAGCCCUCCGUACCUCCAAGCUGAUUGGUUGGCCCUUACAGUGAAAGGCCGGAACAAGCAGCUGAGCGUGUCCACCAUCAUGCGAGCGCCCACAGGAACCGAGGAGCCAAAGGUGAUCUUGAGUGUGACCACCAAGACCGUCCAGGUCCAGGCCAGACUCGGGGAGUCUGUGGUGCUGGACUGCGGCUACUGGGUCGACCCGUCUUCACCUCUGUCCGGGUCGGGUUUCGCUGUGGAGUGGCGGUACCAGUUCAGAGGCAGAGGACGACUGAUCCUGGCUUAUGAUGGCAAGUUGGACCGUCUGGCUGACGUCCAGGACCAAGACGCCACCAUGGACUUUGAGGCUCUGCACAAGACUGGGAAUGCAUCUUUGAUCCUGCAGGAGGCGAAAGUACGUCACUCUGGGAUGUACAUCUGCACCACGUAUCUGCCCUACCUCCAGACCCAGGUGGCAAUGGAGCUAGAGAUUAUUGAACCUCCGUCCCUCU
Cynoglossus semilaevis (tongue sole) is the source of this 991-nucleotide messenger RNA. Its product is annotated as tapasin-like. The transcript is spliced from 5 exons. The annotation marks the transcript as partial. NCBI's taxonomy places the organism in Eukaryota, Metazoa, Chordata, Actinopteri, Pleuronectiformes, Cynoglossidae. The record is from RefSeq and is a predicted model, not a curated record.